Molecule: messenger RNA, 1878 nt
Organism: Coccidioides immitis RS
Lineage: Eukaryota; Fungi; Ascomycota; Eurotiomycetes; Onygenales; Onygenaceae
Exons: 4
Coding region: 1-1878 (625 amino acids)
Molecular function (GO): protein binding
Source: RefSeq, a predicted model, not a curated record
AUGGAUGACUGUAUUCUUUGCGGUGAUUACUUCAAUGACUUCAGACGACACCUCGACAAAACAUGGUUGGAUGAAUUUCGUGCAGUCUACUGUGUCGACGAAGAGUGUCGAAUUUCCGGAAUUGGCCGUGACCACGGCUAUCUUCAAGGCACAGUGCUCGUCCCUUUGGACGAAACCACAAGAUGGACUGACCGCGGCGUGCUCUUCAUCCGCGUCUCUAUGAUGAGGCGGCCCUGUCGAAAUGUGGAUCGUGCCCGGGGCUUUAUUUUUCAUGAUUCCUGCUGGCGGCUCCUUAAAGAAGUUUACAAUCAGGACCCGAUCCCACUGAGGCGACUUCUGGAAGUUUGUAAGUCAGUGCCCGUUGAUGACCACAAUCGUUUACUGUGGUCCCAUGAAUACGGCAGAAGGGAGUAUAAUUACCAAAUAUGGGAUCAAGUGCCUUAUGAUCCAUACAACGUACCAGACGUUCAGCACAUACUCAGCAAACCUCUACACCUCCCUCGGUUUCAACCUAGCAGGAAAGCGAAAUGUGCCAGGAAAGAACAUGGAAGAAAAGCAAAUAAUCCUACGAGUACAAUGCCAGACCUGUCAAAUGACUCACAUGAGAAAAAUUACUUCAAGAAACUCCCGUUUGAGAUACUAGAAGAAAUAGCCUCUUACCUGGAGGUAGCGGACUUUCUUCGUCUCCGUUCUGUUUCCAAACCUUUCUGCCCGAUAUUCUCCAGUCGCAGGUUUUGGAAGAUCAGAUUUUGGAACGAGCGUGGAUUCAUAUUUGAGGCCCUUGACAGUACUAUCAAACGUCGCCUUAACUGGCAAAGCUUAUAUUGGCAUACCAACGGCCCAAAGCUCUCGCUAGCCCUAUCCAACAGGAAAAGGGUUUGGACGCUAAACCAGAUGCUGCAAGAGAAAUUGGAUUUGAGAUGGAUCGAGGACCCAAAGUUGUGCCACGAUGAUCCAGGUGAUGUGAACUGGGAGUGGAGAGAAGUGCAUGGGGAGAUGAUCGAGGAGAGCUUUCGAGAAUUCUCCAACGGUUGUCGCCGCUUUCACAGGCGAUGGGCUACUCUGCCUCCCAAUGUUACAAAAAUCGGUGUCUCAACUAUUCAUGAUGGGAGGGAAAGCUACGUUACGGGCAUGCAAGUUAUAUCAGAGGGAAGCCAACCUCUUCAAAUCGGUUACAUGAACCCCAUAUCAGCAAGGCAGGUCUUUGCAGAGAUCACCUCUCUCGAAGGCUUUACUGUAGCUGUCGGACCUGGGGGAAUCCAAGCAGUACAAAUGAUCAUGGGUAACGACUGCCAAUCUGGUUGGUUAGGGAGGCCUGAUGAAGAGGCAGCAGUCACUCGCCGGCUGGCAGCCGGUGAGCCAAUAUCUGCUCUUGCUAUGGGAUUCGACGGAUACAAAAUGGUUAGCCUAGCAGUUGGUAAAAAUACACUAAUGCCAAACACGCGGCCCUUUAGCGACGACUUACGGGAAACUGCGUUGUGGCACCGCAGGAUUCCUGGCCCAAAUCAUCAUCUGAGCUAUGAGUCGUUUGUGGGGCGAGAUCCAACUUUUGGUUAUUCUCCCCUACACGUCGCUUUGUUUGGUGGGCCUGGGGGUUGUUAUCUUCGCUCGUUGUUUGGGAUUUCGGUGUCUUACGCCGACCACGGUAUAAUGGGUAUCGACUUUUUACAUCGUGAUGGACAUGUUCCUUACGAAUGUUGGCGACUUGGCUAUCACACCUUCGGAUUGCAAAGGGGCUUUUAUAUUGAUGGACGGAAUGGGGAGCUUAUUGAGAGCGUGGACAUCGACACAUUCCAUUAUCCUGACGAGGUAGUACACGGCAUCUCCAGGCAUGGAGUGGUGAAAUCUCUUAGAGCAAAUCUACACAAACCGUGGUAG